AUGUUGGGUGGUGGAGGCACAAAUGAUUCCAGUCAGUUUUCUGGUGUUGUUUCAGAUAAAGUAAUUAAGGAUAUUUAUGAGGCAAUAAAGUUUCAUCCUGCACUCUCCCCUUUUCUUGAGGCUGCUGGAAGUGAUAGAAUUCUUUUGUCCUCCAUUAAAUGCUCUAUACAUCGAAUUUCUGCAACUCUACGCAAUAAGAAUUUGGAUUGUGCUAUUAGUGAACUGGUUUUUGAGGAGAAUCUUGUGGAGUGUAUGAUUUGGGAGGAAUCUGAUGUUGUUACUGCAUCAAUCAAUGGUGUUGAGAUAAUUAAUCCAUUAAACAAGCAACUCGUUUUACGUGUCAUCUUUUAAGAGAAUUUCAUUGAAGUAGAGAAGCCAUCUCUAAAUAUCCAAGCUUACAUACCACAAG
Messenger RNA from Lactuca saligna, 409 nucleotides. The record is from the annotation of a GenBank genome assembly. Lineage: Eukaryota; Viridiplantae; Streptophyta; Magnoliopsida; Asterales; Asteraceae.